Molecule: messenger RNA, 1553 nt
Organism: Indicator indicator
Lineage: Eukaryota; Metazoa; Chordata; Aves; Piciformes; Indicatoridae
Gene: FAM20A
Product: FAM20A golgi associated secretory pathway pseudokinase
Exons: 11
Coding region: 1-1539 (512 amino acids)
Cellular component (GO): Golgi apparatus
Molecular function (GO): protein serine/threonine kinase activator activity
Source: RefSeq, a predicted model, not a curated record
AUGCCGGGGCCGCGCCGGGACCGCCCGGCCGUGCUGCUGCUGCUCGGAGCCUUGCUGGCCGCCGAUCUCUACUUCCACCUCUGGCCCCGGGCACGGCGGGAGCUGGCGGCGAGAGCCCCGGGCUGUGCCUGCCGCCGCCGAUCUGCCGCCGCUACCGCCACCGCUCCGCCGCCCCGCUCCCGAGCAGCCUCCGCGCUGCGGCGGCUCUUCGCCCACCCGCUGUACCGAGCCGCCGGCCCGCGGGGCCCCGCCGAGCCGCUGCUGGGCGCCCGCGAAGCCCUCAGAUACUACCGGCGGAAGGCGGCUCGCUGGAACAGGCGACACAAGCUUUACAGGGAGGAGCUGAACCUAACCUCCCCAGCAGCCCCCCUGCUGCUGCGGCCAGAGGCCAGCUGGCUCCAGUUCCAGCUGGGCAUCAGCCGGGAUGGGCUCUACCCACGCUCCAGCCCCGCUGUCAACAGGCUCCUCCGGGACAUGCAGGGCUUCACCACUAUCAGUGCUGACUACAGCCAGGACGAGAAAGCACUGCUGGGAGCCUGUGACUGCAGCCAGAUUGUGAAGCCCAGUGGUGUGCACCUGAAGCUGGUCCUCAGGUUCCAGGAUUUUGGGAAAGCCAUGUUCAAGCCCAUGAGGCAGAAACGUGAGGAAGAGACUCCUGAGGACUUUUUCUACUUCGUUGACUUCCAGCGGCACAAUGCAGAGAUUGCUGCCUUCCACCUGGACAGGAUCCUGGAUUUCAGGAGGGUGCCACCCACAGUUGGGAGGUUGAUCAAUGUCACCAAGGAGAUCCUGGAGGUCACCAAGAAUGAGAUCCUGCAGAGUGUCUUCUUUGUCUCACCAGCCAGCAACGUGUGCUUCUUUGCCAAGUGCCCCUACAUGUGCAAGACGGAGUAUGCAGUGUGUGGGAACCCUCACCUCCUGGAAGGGUCCCUCUCUGCCUUCCUGCCCUCCCUCAACCUGGCCCCACGGCUCUCCGUCCCAAACCCCUGGAUCCGGUCCUACUCGUUUGAUGGAAAAGAGGAGUGGGAAGUGAAUCCACUCUACUGCAACACGGUGAGGGAGAUCUACCCCUACAGCAACGGCAACCGGCUGCUCAACAUCAUCGACAUGGCCAUCUUUGACUUCCUGAUAGGGAACAUGGACCGGCACCACUAUGAAAUGUUCACCAAGUUUGGGGACGAUGGCUUCCUCUUACACCUGGACAAUGCCAGAGGGUUUGGGCGACAUUCCCAUGACGAGACCUCCAUCCUGGCCCCGCUCUCCCAGUGCUGCAUGAUCAAAAGGACCACCCUGCUGCGGCUGCAGCUCCUGGCCGAGCCUGAGUACCAGCUCAGUGAUGUGAUGAGGGAAUCCCUCCUGCAGGACCCCCUGGCACCCAUCCUCACUGAACCCCACCUCUUGGCUUUGGACAGGAGGUUACAGCUUAUCCUGAAAGCUGUGAGGAAAUGCAUAGACACCUAUGGAGAAGCCAAGGUGGUGGCCAAUGACACCAUGCAGCCUGAGGCUCCUGCGUCUGACAGAGUGAAGCUGACCACUUAAAAGUCCUUAACUCA